AUGGCUCCGAACCUCAGGCCGAGGAAGACGUACGCAGCUUUCUUCUAUGGCACCCUCCUUCAUCCGAAGAUCUUGAAGCGCGUAAUCGGAAACGACGGAUCACAUCUGCAGAUAUGCCCUGCUGUGUUGCUGGAUCACACCAGACAUCAUGUCAAGCAUGCCGAUUAUCCGGCGGUGGUACCUUAUGAGAAGAGCCGCGUCUUCUUCGACAAGGAGCUCGAGCCCGAAGAGAGAUCAGUCAGGGGGACGCUGGUGACGGGUCUCAAUAAGCGCGACAUGGAUUUCUUGGAUACGUUCGAAGGGGAUGUAAGUGAUCAUUCCUCCUGA
Gloeophyllum trabeum ATCC 11539 is the source of this 327-nucleotide messenger RNA. RefSeq lists its product as uncharacterized. The record is from RefSeq and is a predicted model, not a curated record. NCBI's taxonomy places the organism in Eukaryota, Fungi, Basidiomycota, Agaricomycetes, Gloeophyllales, Gloeophyllaceae. The coding region runs from base 1 to 327 and encodes 108 amino acids. The transcript is spliced from 3 exons.